This is a messenger RNA of Maniola jurtina (meadow brown), 1716 nucleotides long. Its product is annotated as calcyphosin-like protein. The record is from RefSeq and is a predicted model, not a curated record. The transcript is spliced from 9 exons. The coding region runs from base 109 to 858 and encodes 249 amino acids. Lineage: Eukaryota; Metazoa; Arthropoda; Insecta; Lepidoptera; Nymphalidae. Gene Ontology annotation, molecular function: calcium ion binding.
UAUUUAAAUAAAAAAGCUAAAUAUUUUCAACAGGCAUAUUAAAUAAAUUAUCAUAUUUCGAGAUUUUAAGAAUUAAAAAAUAUCAAGAUUGAUUUCACACGAGGCAAAAUGAGCAGCGCCUCCAUGGCGGCCUGCUUCAACUACGAAACCAACACACCGACACCCAGAAAGAACGACAAGGAUAAGGACAAUACUCUCGGCAUCAUGAGCUCUGUUGCCCUCCACCGUCCGCAGUCUCCAAACUCCCGUGUGGAAGAUGAGCUCAAGGAGAAGAGUGGGAGAGCUCUCAACUCCACCACUGACCCGCUGGAGAAAUUGCGCUUGCUAUGCUUGUCGCGAGGCGCGUCGGGUAUCAUUGGCCUUGGAAGGAUCUUUCGGAGAAUGGAUGACGAUGGCAGCAAGCACCUGAACAGGGAGGAGUUCUUUAAAGGCAUCCAGGAGACUGGGUUGGAUCUAUCCCACGAGGAUGCAGAAGAGUUGUUUGAGAGGUUUGACACAGACAACAGUGGAUCAAUAAACCUUGACGAAUUUCUGAAGCAAGUUCGGCCUCCGAUGUCAGAGUCUCGUCGCGCUAUAGUGGAGCAGGCGUUCCGCAAGCUGGACAAGUCGGGCGACGGCCUGCUGAGCGUUGAGGACGUGCGCGGAGUGUUCGCUGCCACAGCCUAUCCUAGAUAUAUGAGCGGCGAGGAAACGGCUGAUGUGAUCCUGAACAGAUUCCUCGCUAAUUUCGAAACUGAGGGCACAGUAGAUGGAAAGAUAACACUGGAGGAGUUUAUGAACUACUACAGCGGCAUCAGCGUGUCGAUCGAUAACGACUGCUACUUCGACCUGAUGAUGCGACAAGCCUACAGGCUGUAACUUGCUUAGGGUCAACACUAACCGGCGCGGCACAGCUCAAGCACAGCACUUAGUUCGUCAUUCAAAUGAUCUUACAUUACAGCGUGCCUCGAACUCAGUUUACAGUAUAGAAAAUACAAAGAUAAAAUCUACAUUAAGGUUAUUAUAAUGCUAACAAACGAUAGUUGGCGCACGCUAAAUCGUCCACGGCCUUUAGUGUAAGAUUUUACAUCUCAUCAAAGGCGAGGUUGAUAGAAGCGUUGAAAUUUGAAACAAGGCAUAAAGCCUGUAGAAUAGGUAUGCGAUCAGCAUUACUUUGAAUGAUGUGCUUAAGCAGUGCUGCGUAAGUGAGCGACGACCUUACAUAUUCGUCUUGCUUUCACACAUGCACUGACCGAGAGUGGUAGAGGCAAACAAUAAUAUUGUAACUAAUUCUGUUGUAUCCAAUCUCGUAAAAUGACAGGUCUAAAUCCCUUUAAUAAUUAAUACUCCUUGCUAAAAUAAUAUCAUUAGAUUUAGACCCUGUCUUGUCAACACCAUUGCACGACAUCACUGCGGUGUUGUUUUCAAUAUUAUUUUGGUAACGCCACCACCGCCGACUAUUAUUGUUUUAUUUAACGUAGAAUCUCACUAGUCAGUGUUGUUACCAAAACAUUAUUGUAAACGACACCCAGUGGUGUGUCGUCGAGUGGUGUUGACAGGAUUAGAUUGGAUUUAGACCUGUAAAAUUAUUUGAGAGAUUGGUGGAAAACAGAAUUUGUGUUGUUCAAAAGCGCACUGCUUCCUUGUUAUUAUAAGUAAUGAUAUUAUUUUAUUAACUAAAUUAUACGUUAUACGGUGUAACAAAUUAUUGCAUUUAAAUAAAGGCUUUAACAUCUA